AUGCCUAUUGCUCCAAUUACUGGUAAACUUCGCAAAACACUUAUCACCGAUAUUGCUAUUGCAUUCGGUCUUGGCAUUGGUGGUGGAUAUGCCUACUGGUACGGAAUACAUGUUCCUGUGGAUCAAAAAAGAGAGAAUUUUUAUGCUAAGCUUGCGAGAGAGAAGCAACAAAAACAAUGUAUGAUAAAUAAUAAUGUGUCUAUGCAAGAGUCUAUAAUGAGUAAAAACGAUACAAAUACAAUAUCACAAAAACAACAAUAA
Molecule: messenger RNA, 261 nt
Organism: Rhizophagus irregularis DAOM 181602=DAOM 197198
Lineage: Eukaryota; Fungi; Glomeromycota; Glomeromycetes; Glomerales; Glomeraceae
Source: RefSeq, a predicted model, not a curated record